Molecule: messenger RNA, 1791 nt
Organism: Aplysia californica (California sea hare)
Lineage: Eukaryota; Metazoa; Mollusca; Gastropoda; Aplysiida; Aplysiidae
Product: probable serine/threonine-protein kinase DDB_G0267686
Exons: 3
Coding region: 211-1791 (526 amino acids)
Biological process (GO): regulation of transcription by RNA polymerase II
Cellular component (GO): nucleus
Molecular function (GO): transcription cis-regulatory region binding
Source: RefSeq, a predicted model, not a curated record
AAAAGUCAAAAGUGACAUGAACCGAUUACCAUACUUUGCUGUCAAACUCGGCGUAACUCGAAGGGAGGGGAUAUUUCUGGUACCCUAUUGGCUGAGAGGAGCAGGAAAUCUCGUGUUUUUGCGAAAGGGAAGGGAAAAGCGGUGAAAUUUAGAAAUUUCUUUUAAUCAGGAUGAGCACUCAAUUUUAUAUCGGAUUGUUUCAACUUCGGCAUGAAAUACAAAACCCUUGCCCCUGGCAACGCAAAUAGCAGUGAAAAUUCAUUGACUUCUAGAGGAAUCUCGAGCAAUCCUCACUGUGCCAGCCCAACUUUGAGCGGAACCACCUUCGCAUCUUCCUACGACCUCGGUCGACGCUACAGCCUCCCCCACCAUCCUCUACAACAACAACAACAACAGCAGCAGCAACAGCAACAACAACAACCACCACCAUCAACCCAGCACCACGCGCAGGGCUACCAUCACCUCCCACACCAUCACCAGCACCAACAGCACCAACAGCAUCCUCACCAUCACCAGCAACAGCAGCAACAGCAACAACAGCAGCAGCAGCCAACGCCUCACGAGCCGGACACCGGAGGCAUUGCUGCCAAUCUCCUGAGUCAAGACAGACCCAUGUUGCUUCUUCAGUCCCAGGCCACCUACGACUCAGGCGGAGCUCUUGCCGGAAGUCAUUUCACUUCCGGUGCCUACUCUAACUCAGUGACGUCAUCAUCAGCCAUGGCCGAUAUCAAUAUCCUGGCCGCCUCGUUCUCGCUCCCCAUGCACGACUUCCAACCGGACGUGACGUCAUACGGCGCCGAGGACUUGUCCCCCGACCACUUCUCCCCGGGCUACGACAACAGUCAGUCGAGCGUGAUGAGCUUCGAGCACCCCCACCCUCCCCAAGGUGUUCCCCACGGCUACAUCGACACCUACAACUUUGACAGCAGCUACAUACAGCACAGAGAACUCUCAAAACACUCGCCCUUCGGAGCCAGCGUCGCACACAGCACUAGCAACAGCAUGAGCAUCGGUUCCAGCAACAACAACAAUAACAACAAUAACAACAACAACAACACGACCGCCAACAACAACAACACCAACACAGCUAACAGCAGCAACAGCGGAGGAGGUGGGGCCAACACUAGCGGGGACAGCAACAGCAGCGUGGCUCAUGCAGCUGCUGCAGCUGUAGUGGCCGCUGUAGCAUCCUCCGCAAACAGCAUCAUCAACAACAGCAGUGUCAAUCUGAACACGAGCACGCCCAUGUACCCUGACAACGUGUCUAUCGACAAGUACACAGCCGUCCCCACCCAUAUGGUCGAAGACGUCUAUGCCCCUGCGUUCCCCGGACACGAGGCUGACUUCUACUCACAGCAACAAAGGUACAUGGACCCCUCCUCGAAGGGACACUUCGCGAUGGAAGCCAGUAAAGUCUACCCGAAACACCCCUUUUCCGAAGGCAGCUCUCAAGAAGUAAUUUUCCCCCAGCCUUCGUUAGCCUUUUCCGAUCUUGACCAAAAGCCGCCACAUCUGUACGGGGGUCAUUCAGCAUACGACACGACAGUGCCCGGACCUUACUGUGGCGAGGGGCCAGCGCUCUACCAGCCCUACCACCCGGCAUUUUACGGGGGUCAGGGGGGUCACUGCCCUCCCGGGAUGUCACCCUUCUCCGCCCCUGGAAUGCCUCACCCUAACGCCUUCAGGAGUGACCUACCACUGCCCAUGUCUGGCCAUCACCCGUCUCAUAUGCACCCACACCACCGCCGCACCUCACUGACCAUACCGACACCACCUCAAGCAGACAGGUAA